AUGUCUAAUCAUUUCAAUGAAAGUGGCCAUGAUAAAGAAGCAAAGGAUAUUUGUGAGUAUACAACGUUCAUCAUUGCAUUAAUUCAAUGUCAUGUUGAAGUUGUCAAUUAUCGAGUCUCUGUUGGAAUUGAUAAAGAUGUAAAGAAUAAAAAUGGAAAAACUGCACUUGAUGUUGCAAAUAACAACGUAAAUGUUUAA
Molecule: messenger RNA, 198 nt
Organism: Trichomonas vaginalis G3
Lineage: Eukaryota; Parabasalia; Trichomonadida; Trichomonadidae
Product: Ankyrin repeat family
Exons: 1
Coding region: 1-198 (65 amino acids)
Source: RefSeq, a predicted model, not a curated record